Molecule: messenger RNA, 1613 nt
Organism: Exophiala viscosa
Lineage: Eukaryota; Fungi; Ascomycota; Eurotiomycetes; Chaetothyriales; Herpotrichiellaceae
Product: S-adenosyl-L-methionine-dependent methyltransferase
Exons: 4
Coding region: 83-1441 (452 amino acids)
Molecular function (GO): O-methyltransferase activity
Source: RefSeq, a predicted model, not a curated record
GUCUUAUGCAUCAGACGCCCGGGUACAAUAUUGUUCUGUGUGAAAGAAUCAUUGCACAUUGCACAUUGCACGCCUUUCCACGAUGUCACUUCUGCAGAACUUAGUACAGGACAUCUCGUCCUUAGGGACAAAGCUGUAUCAGCGCUUGGGUGACGACACUGGACAUCUUUACGAAGCAAAACCAUGGAAGACAUAUGAUCAUGAACUUCCGGAUCGCGAAUCAUGGCAGCUUAGCCAGCAACUCAUCGCUGAUUGCGAAGAGCUCAUAGCUCUUCUCACGCCCACCAAAAUCAAGCUCGUUACUGAAUGUGUUGCCAACAACAGCACCGUGGGACUAGGCGUGGCCGCCGACUUUCGCAUUGCCGAUAAGAUCAUCGAGAAUGGUGGGGAAGCGUCGUUGUCCCAUCUCGCCCGGAAAUGCAAGACGGACGAACACAAGCUUGGAUGUGUCAUGCACAUGCUCGUACAGAGACACAUCUUCAAGGAAGUGGCUCCAGAUGUGUUUGCAAACAACCGCCACAGCUACGAACUGCGAAAAGAGACCGGUGCCACCGAGAUGAUGCUGAUAGAGACAAACGAGGGUUAUCAAGCCGGCCUGGGCUGGCUCCCGGUCAUGAAAGACCCGGAAAAAAUGCAUGAGCACGACCCUGCCAAGGGCGCCUUUGCAACAGCUCUACAAGUCGACUUGGGGGUAUUGCCGUAUCUUGGGACGCCCAAGGGUGCAAACCUACUGAAUAACUUUAGCAUCGGCGUACCGUGGCUCUCUGGCAUCACAGUUGUGGCUACAAGAACUGACUUACCAUGGGACAGCUUCGGUCCAACAGUUUGUGAUGUUGGCGCCGGCCCUGGCGGUGUCAUGCUUGAAGUCCAUAAGAAGUAUCCUCAUCUCAACAUCAUAUGUCAAGAGCUGGAACAGAUGAUCCCCGUGCUUCAAGAUACCUUUAAGGACUAUCAAUCAGACCUGGAUCACGGCAACGUCAAACUCGAAGUCUACGAUUAUUUUACCCCCCAAAAAACUGUUGCAGACGUUUACUGGCUACGGGGCGUAGUCCGCGACUACGACGAUGAUACCUCGGCCCGCCUCCUUGCCCAGCUGGUUCCUGCGCUCAAGAAGAAUCCGCGGGCCAAAGUCUUAGUCAACGAACUCAUAGUGCCCAGCUUGAUAACUCCACAGUCCCAGAUCGAAGCCAACACGCCAGCCGCCAAACGACUGCCACCGAACCAGUCUGGCUAUCCACAGGCGUGCCACAUGAUGCAACUUAGCACUAUGGUCCUGAUGGGAGGCAAGGAGCGCACUUUCGGUGAUAUUGUAAAAAUCGGUCGGGCCGCUGGCUUGCGUGUAAGCAAGUUCCAUCAGUUCAGGAUGUUCACUGGGACAAUCGAGUUUGAGCUCGACGACGUGGCUGGUUGGGAGACAGGUACGGGGAAAUCGAGACUGUGAGCGGGCAAAGACACGCUCAUGCAGGACUUAGGCAUUAAUCCCCCUUGAGAUUGGUUGGAGACGUCUGGCAGAAGCAAAGAGGAAGAAUUCGCCCAUCCUGAAACUCCUACCGCACCCAAUCAAGCAUGAAUUAAGAUCCGUCCAUCGAAUUCACGUAUACAUCAGAUGGCAG